CAACAGUUUGACCAUCCAUUGUCUACCUUCCAUUUUCCUUUAAACCAUGGGUCACAAAAGAAAAAAGUUUUCCGAGCGUGUGGCAUUGCGGAGUGAAAAAGGAUAUGAUGAGUCGCCAUUCAAAAAUGCCUGCUCGGAUACACCCAAGGGGUUCGCACGGAUCAUGUUCAAGAAGGAAUCAAUGAAGGAAAACAAACAAGCCGGAUCAUCAGAGGAUCUUGGUCAAGACAGAAAGAAAAACAAGGGUGCCAGUAACAACACGAAAGGUGGCAACAAUAGCAAUCAGAACUCCAAAAAGUCCGCUGCGGACGAAUUGAGGAUCCAGCCUGGCGAAAAGAUGGGAGAUUUCUCACGUCGUGUAGAUGAACACAUGCGGGGCAAAUUAAUGAAGGCAACCAAGGAUAACACUGCCACUUCGAGCAAGAAGAAGAAGUACUAUGAAAAACUUAAGGCGAAGGAAAAGGCCAAGAAACUUAAGGAUCAGGAAGAGAAGGCAUAUGAAGAAUUCGAGACCAUCAAGGAUAAGGUCAGACUCAACGAUGUUGCGGAGGCACCUCCAAUCUUCACAGCUAUCCCAAAGAAGCGCAAGAAUGACGAGUUUAUGGUGAACAAGAAGUGGAAGAAUACCCCCGGCGAGGAGGACUAUGCCGAUGUGGUUGCCGAAGUCGAUGCAAAGGAUAAGAAGCGGAAACUAGGAAAGGGUGAUGACGAUGAUAAGGACCAACCAAAGAAGUCAAGGCUGAAAAAUUUGACACCUGCAGGAAGGCGCAUCAUUGAGGAAGAGCGGAGACAGGCCAUUGAAAAUUACAGGCUAAUGAAGGCACGGAGGGCGCUGGAGAAGAGUCCCGGACAGGACAAUGACGCAGCUGCGGAUGAUGCGGAGGCAGCCGCUGCUGGCUACUGAGCUGCUAUGCCACACAUUUGCACACUGACAAUAGAG
This is a messenger RNA of Gamsiella multidivaricata, 940 nucleotides long. RefSeq lists its product as uncharacterized. The coding region runs from base 47 to 904 and encodes 285 amino acids. The transcript is spliced from 3 exons. The record is from RefSeq and is a predicted model, not a curated record. NCBI's taxonomy places the organism in Eukaryota, Fungi, Mortierellomycota, Mortierellomycetes, Mortierellales, Mortierellaceae.